This is a messenger RNA of Dermacentor andersoni, 934 nucleotides long. Its product is annotated as probable cytochrome P450 12a4, mitochondrial. Gene Ontology annotation, molecular function: oxidoreductase activity, acting on paired donors, with incorporation or reduction of molecular oxygen; monooxygenase activity; iron ion binding. NCBI's taxonomy places the organism in Eukaryota, Metazoa, Arthropoda, Arachnida, Ixodida, Ixodidae. The record is from RefSeq and is a predicted model, not a curated record.
AUGUUGGGCUUCCGGAACGGCUUCUCGACACAAGACGCGUUCCUCCUGCUGCAGGAAGAGGUACUCAAAGGCGUACCCAUGGGUGGGGAGCCUCUAUUGCGCCUGUUUCACAUGAUAAAGGAAGCUGCAGAGGAAGCCAAAUCAAAGGGUGACGACAAUCAGAAUUGCACCAUCCUCCAGCACCUCUACAAUCUGCAGAAAAUGGAAUUCAAGGAAAUUUUUACUUUUCUCCACGACUUUCUUGUUGGCGGAACUGAUACGACGUCUGGUGCUGCCACCUACACGUUAUAUUGCUUAGCUAUGAACCCAGCAGCCCAAGAGAAAGCACGACAGGAAGUUCUCGCUGCAAUGAAGGACAGUUCUGGGACAUUCUCUGGAGAUAUUAUUCAUCACUUAGACUACGUCAAAGCCUGCAUAAAAGAGGCACUCCGAUUUCACCCCAUCAUACCAGGAGUGAACAGGAAAAUAAACCACGACGUCGUAAUGUCAGGUUACUGCAUACCGGCUAAUACUGUGUUACGAACAGAGCAUUUCGUAGCUGGAAGGCUGGAGGACAACUUCACUAGGGCUUCGGAAUUUCUACCCGAAAGGUGGCUGCGAUCGAGCGAUGAACAUUCAUCCAAUAAGAAUGACGGUACAUGGAACCUGCACCCAUUCGCCUCUCUCCCAUUCAGCAUUGGACCAAGAAUGUGCAUUGGCAGAAGAGUCGCUGAAAUGGAGUUGUGCAUUCUCCUGGCCAAGGUGCUGCACAGGUACCGCGUGGAGAACCAUCACGGCGAAAUCGGUUUUCUUACACAAUUCACCAGUAGGCCUGAAAAGCCAGCAAAGUUUCGGUUUGUGGAAGUUAGCAACGUAAUUUAACAAAUCUAAAAGCUAACAGAAGCCGUCGUUGCGGUUACGUCGUCAUUGUGAAGUUUGUAGCUUUCACCUGAAG